Messenger RNA from Blepharisma stoltei, 1657 nucleotides. NCBI's taxonomy places the organism in Eukaryota, Ciliophora, Heterotrichea, Heterotrichida, Blepharismidae. The record is from the annotation of a GenBank genome assembly.
AUGAAUCAAGGCCUAGUUGUAAAGAAAUCAUUCUUUGUCAUUUCAUCCCAUGGCGAUGUCAGAGAUGAAUAUAAUUUUGUUCGAAAACUCGGAGAUGGCUCGAACGGUAGCGUUUAUCUUGGCAUCCAUCAAGUAACAAGCCAAGAGAGAGCAAUUAAGCAGGUCCUCAAAUCACGAAUUAAGGAUAAUCAAAGAUUUGAGCAAAAAAUUUCAAUUAUGAAAAAUUCAGAUCAUCCCAACAUUGUAAAGCUAUAUGAAGUCUUCGAAGAUAACCUCUAUAUUUACCUGGUUAUGGAAUUCUGCUCUGGUGGCGAACUUUUUAAUUACCUUAUCGAAAAUAAACAAUUGAAUGAAAGAGAAGCUGCUCAUUUAUUCCACCAAAUUCUCAAUUUGGUUCGUUAUCUGCAUUCUAACGAUAUUGUUCACCGUGAUUUAAAGCCAGAAAUUCUCCUUUUUGGAGAAAACCCUUAUCAAGGCUCUGAUUUAAAACUUUGUAAUUUCGGAUUAGCGAAAAUAUUUUCAGCUGGAUCAGAAGCUUUUCCCACACGGACAGGAACAUGCUUUUAUGCUGCUCCUGAAAUUUUAUCGAGAGCAGGCUAUGAAAAAAGUUGCGAUUUGUGAAGCUGUGGAGUGAUUUUAUAUAUAAUGCUGUGUGGAUAUCCCCCAUUCUAUGACAGAACAGAUGCAGGAGUUAUGGAAAAAGUUCAAAAUGGGAGAUAUGAUUUUGAGGGAAGAGAAUGGGACUACGUCUCACUCUUUUUCAGUUAAAGAGAACAGUUUUUUGUUGCUAAUAAACAAUUUUGUAUAAAUAGUUAGCAUUUUUAAUAUAUACUAUAAAAUGUGAAAAGAAAUUUUAAAUCUAUUGCAAUUGUAAUUGGUUAAUUCUAAAACAUUUACCUUCAGAAGAGGCAAAAAAAUAAAAAAUUCAGCUAAUAAAAAUAACCUAAAACAAUUUUUUAAGAAAACCUACAGAUUAUGUUUGUUAUUAAAGCAAUAAGAGUUAGAGCAAGCGAAGGAUCUUAUAAGAAAUUUACUUGUUUUAAAUCCUAAUCAAAGAUAUACUGCAGAAGAAGCGUUGGCUCACCCUUGAAUUACAUCAAAUAACAUAUUGCCUGAUCGGCCUUUGUGUCUCAGAUUGGAAAACUUGAGAGAUUUUGUUGAAGGAAAUAGACUGAAAAAAGCCAUUCUCAUGUGUAUAGCCUCCCAAUGCUCUGAUGCUGACUUAAGAGGCCUAAAAGACGCUUUCGCAAAGCUUGAUACGAAUGGAGAUGGAUCCUUAACUAUUGAAGAGCUUGAAAGAGGGUUGAAUACAAUCCCAGGAAUUUCUUCAAGUGUAUCUGAAAUAAUGAGAGGACUUGAUGUUGAUAAAAGUGGAGCUAUUGACUACUCAGAGUUCUUAGCAGCUACACUUGACAGAAGCAUUUACAUGCAAGAAGAUAGGCUUUACUCGGCAUUCAAAACUUUUGACCUUGAUGGGAGUGGAAAAAUUUCAGCUUGAGAGUUGAGUAGAAUCCUCGGAAAAGAAAGAGCUGAUGCUUAUAGCGGUAUUUGGGAUGACAUCAUACGAGAGGCUGACACUAAUUGUGAUGGAGAAAUUGAUUUCAAUGAGUUUAUUGAACUCAUGAGCCAAAGAAGAUUAAAUUCAUUUAGAUUCUAA